CCCGCCGCCAUGGCCGCCGUGGUGGUGGCCGGGUCGUCGCCGUCCCCGGACGAGCCGGUGCCCAAAGGCGGCGCCGAGAAGGCCGAGGAUGAGCUGGACGACGACGACGACGACGACGACGAGUUAGACGAAACCAUCGCAGAGAGGCUGUGGGGCCUGACUGAGAUGUUCCCCGAGAGAGUCCGAACUGCGGCCGGAGCCACCUUUGACCUGUCCCUCUCCGUGGCCCAGAAAAUGUACAGGUUUUCCAGGGCGGCUUUAUGGAUCGGGACCACCUCCUUCAUGAUCCUCGUUCUUCCUGUGGUCUUCGAGACUGAGAAAUUGCAGAUGGAACAACAGCAACAACUGCAGCAACGUCAGAUCCUCCUAGGACCCAACACGGGGCUGUCAGGCGGGGUGCCUGGAGCCCUGCCCCCGCUGCCAGGGAAGAUCUGAUCUGCAACAGCUGCAUCCGAUCUGCCUCCGUGGGGGAAGAGUUUCAAACUCAACCGUUUGAACUGUUAUUUGGGGGCUGGAUUUUUAGGUUGUUUUUCGUUUUUUGUUUUGUUUCGACACACUGGCACACAGACCCCUCUGACGUGAAGGGGAGAGAAGCCCGUCCCACCCCAGGAGGCUCCCGAUUUCCGGGUCCGCGUUUCACCCCGUCGUGAUCUUCCUCCUCGUCCCCGCUCCGAUAGGGGAGCGCAGCAAUCAGACGGUUAAUCCAGCUGGGGCUCCCCCGGCCACCCUUGGGUCCCUGGGGUGACCCAAGUCGGAGGGGAACAGGUCUCCGGCCCUUAAGAACUACCUUUGUUUUUUUCACCUGGUUUUGUUUUAAGAGAAAGAUCACUUGGGGGCAGGGAAACAUAAAUGUACAACCGAUACAACAGCGAUUUAACAAUCACUGUGAAUCCUCGAGGGUCCUGAAGAAGAGAACCGGCAACAAAAAACUCACCGCAGGAGGGGAAUGGGCGUGACAGCAGUAAUUUAUUUCCUCCAGAUGUGCUGGCUCUCGGUUGGAUCUCUAAAGCGAUGUGUGUAGAAAAACAGUCAGUGCUAACUUUUUGUAGUAAAUAUUAAAAACAGUUCCACCGUUAA
Tachyglossus aculeatus (Australian echidna) is the source of this 1077-nucleotide messenger RNA. It is a transcript of the gene TOMM22, whose product is annotated as translocase of outer mitochondrial membrane 22. The transcript is spliced from 4 exons. The record is from RefSeq and is a predicted model, not a curated record. Gene Ontology annotation, biological process: intracellular protein transport. The coding region runs from base 10 to 435 and encodes 141 amino acids. Gene Ontology annotation, cellular component: mitochondrial outer membrane. Lineage: Eukaryota; Metazoa; Chordata; Mammalia; Monotremata; Tachyglossidae.